This is a messenger RNA of Nothobranchius furzeri (turquoise killifish), 6062 nucleotides long. RefSeq lists its product as uncharacterized. The record is from RefSeq and is a predicted model, not a curated record. Gene Ontology annotation, cellular component: PcG protein complex; chromatin; transcription regulator complex. NCBI's taxonomy places the organism in Eukaryota, Metazoa, Chordata, Actinopteri, Cyprinodontiformes, Nothobranchiidae. Gene Ontology annotation, molecular function: RNA polymerase II cis-regulatory region sequence-specific DNA binding; DNA-binding transcription factor activity, RNA polymerase II-specific. Gene Ontology annotation, biological process: regulation of transcription by RNA polymerase II.
UUGCGAGGCACAGGGAGAGGGAAGAAGAAGGCGAAAACAAUGGCACUUUUUCUGUUUUCCUUCCCGUUAUAAAACCCGUUCUAAUUCGACUUCGGGUACUUACGGCUAAACUCGAACAUUUGUUUAGCUUAGUUUAUAUUAAGAAUGCAGUUUCAAGCCAGCCAGUAACCGGAUAUUAGCUCAGCUCCAACCGUCAGAAGCUUUGCGUCACUCUCUGAAAGCGCAGUUCUUGUCCACGUGAAGCAGCCAUGUUUGGUCGGCUGUUAAUAUCCCGUUUUUAAAAAGGACACCCUAAAUACCUCAGUACCGACAACCGAAGGACUUUUAAAACGAUUUAAAGAUGUCAGCGGAUGAUUUUCAGACGAAGUAUGCCUUCGUGAUGGAGGGCAUGCUGAAGAGCGCUAUCGCCGAAACCACGAAACUUUUUGAAAACAUGGUGGACGAGUUGAAGGCAGAAAUAUCGCAGAUCAAGAAGGAAAACGAGGAUCUGAAGAAGAAAUGCUUCCAAUACGAAACGGCGAGAAGGAAGCCGGUCAAGGCCGCCGCAGAAAGUAGUCCGGCCCAGGAACGAAGUGACGUUUCGGAGAAAUGUGACAUCGCUGUACAAUGUGACAUUGUUCCUUACUGCACAGUUCUGGUGGAGGAAUGUCAGUCUUUGAUGGGAUCUACUCAGCAAAGCCAAGGUCACCAAUGUGCCCUGGACUCCAUGGGUCAGACUUUCCAGGACCACAAUUACUUCAAGAGUAGAAACCCUGAGAUGUCUGUAGUACUGGUCAAACAAGAGGAGCUGGACAACGUUUCUUUUGAGUUUGCCUUGAAGCAAGAGAAAGCUGACCACGAUGUGGUUUCAGGUCAAAUGUUGACCAAUAAAUCAAUAAGAACAUCUACCGGAGCUCAGCAUGAGAAGACUAGAAUUAGCCAAGAAUUUUCAGCAGAGCCAAUUUCAUCACCCAGAAAAAAUGAGACUGGAUUGGACUUUCAACUCCCUUGUUCAGGAACUGACGGCAGUUCUCAGGGAGUGCACAGCCAGUCACCUAGCAUAAACCAUUCAAUUGUUAUUUCACUCAAAGAUGCUCUCAGGGAUGAUAUUAAAGUAGAGUCUGAAGUUUUUCAAAUAGAGACACAAUUUGGUGAUCCAGGAGAACUUGCAACAUCUGGAAAACGAUCAUCGAGGCCUCAAGAAAAUCCCCUGGACAGUAUAUUGUCUAUCAAUGAACAGACUAGAGCUGUUGUGCAACAACACUUUGGUAUUCACACAGUAAGUGAACUAUUUCCAGAGUCUACACCAGUCAACAAAGAAAUGGCUCCUAAUGGAUCAGAACACCAAGCCAACACUAAACCUGCACCCCGCAGGACAGGGCGGAAAGUAGAGUCUGAAGUUUUUCAAAUAGAGACACAAUUUGGUGCUCCAGGAGAACUUGCAACAUCUGGAAAACUAUCGAGGCCUCAAGAAAAUGCCCUGGACAGUAUAUUGUCUAUUAAUGAACAGACUAUAGCUGUUGUGCAACAACACUUUGGUAUUCACACAGUAAGUGAACCAUUUCCAGAGUCUACACCAGUCAACAAAGAAAUGGCUCCUAAUGGUUCAGAACACCAAGCCAACACUAAACCUGCACCCCGCAGGACAGGGCGGCCGCCCAAAAAAAGACCAAAGAAAAGUCUUCCUCCACCAGUGGCUGGGGCUUCAGGAGUCUUGGACAACUCAGACAUCUCAGUAACAAGACAGACAGAUAUUGUGCCGUCCCUUCCAGUAGUUAAAGGGAAGGUUUCUUUAUUGAAGUCUUCAAAAGCAUCUUCAAGUGAGUUUAUAAGGACUUUAUGUGUUGUUUCUCCAGUUGUCCAAGAUGGUGCAAACAUCUUAUUGAAAGAACAGAAAGGAAAAAAGAAUCCACUGCCUGCUUUGGUUGAACCACUGAGUUGCAGCUUUUCGUAUAAAGGACAACCCACUGUUAAUUCUUUGCAGAAUUCAACAGAAGUAGAAGUAGACAGAGCUGAUUCGCAGUCCUUUGACUAUUCAUUACAAAGAAAAAUGCCAUUCGCUCCACAUGCUGAGUUACCACAAGCAUCUUCGGCCAUGCAAAGACAAUGCUGCACCCCUGUAAGCCUUCAGGAUGCAUUGCUGUUUGUCGAUGCCAUGAAUCAGUCAAGCAUUGAACAUACAGUCACCCCAUCACAGAUCACACCUCAACCUCAGGUGUACUCUGCUUCCCCUGUAAGUCCCUCAGAGACCUCAGCCGCACAACAAACGGCUCCUGUUGAAGCUCAGCCAACAGUGAAGACACUCGAUACCUCCGCACAUAGUACAGUUGAGAGUUUGGAUCAACAUUUGGUUUUAACACCAAAACAACCACAGCAGACACAGUCUCUUAACACUGCUACAUUGCCAGUAUCAUCAUCUGUACCAUUAGUUUCUGCAACUGAAACUGUUGCACAGCCACGUCCUCUACCUCGGAUAAAUAUGGCGGCAAUUAGUGAUAUACCUCGUAAAAUCAUUAUUGUGAAAAAACCUUUGUCAAAGGCAUCCAAAUCUUCAGGAAUGUUACAAACCUCGCCUUCCAAAGCUGGCCCGACAAAUCUGGAAAUGAGUCCGCCUUCCAAAGCUGGCCCGACAAAUCUGGAAAUGAGUCCGCCUUCCAAAGCUGGCCCGACCAAUCUGGAAAUGAGUCCGCCUUCCAAAGCUGGCCCGACAAAUCUGGAAAUGAGUCCGCCUUCCAAAGCUGGCCCGACCAAUCUGGAAAUGAGUCCGCCUUCCAAAGCUGACUCGACAAAUCUGGACAUGAGUCCGCCUUCCAAAGCUGGCCCGACAAAUCUGGAAAUGAGUCCGCCUUCCAAAGCUGACUCGACAAAUCUGGACAUGAGUCCGCCUUCCAAAGCUGGCCCGACAAAUCUGGAAAUGAGUCCGCCUUCCAAAGCUGGCCCGAAAAAUCUGGAAAUGAGUCCGCCUUCCAAAGCUGGCCCGAAAAAUCUGGAAAUGAGUCCGCCUUCCAAAGCUGGCCCGACAAAUCUGGAAAUGAGUCCGCCUUCCAAAGCUGGCCCGACAAAUCUGGAAGUGAGUCCGCCUUCCAAAGCUGGCCCCACAGAUCUUCUGGAAAUGAAUCCAUCUCUAUCACCUUGUGGAAAACUUGUAAUUCCGGCUCCUCAACAAUCCACCAAGGUUACCGUUUGGGAACUAGACCCCAUUCUCCCUUUACAGUCCACUACCACUGCAGCACGUAAAGUUUCUCCAUGUCCCAACAUUACUGUUAAUCCAAUACAGGUGCCAAUAGCUGAAUCCAGCAAGCCAGUUCUUGCAGAAAAGCAGAACACCACUGUACCAGCAACUUCUGUUUCCCCACCAUUGUCACAGUUGAGCUCCACAUUAGAUGAUUCAAGAUUAUCUACUGCAGAUGACUCAUUAUUAGCUGAAGAAAAUACUAGUAAAACUCACACUCUGGAUUCUUCUAACCAAACUACCUUUCCUUGCACAACAAUCGUUUCUCCUACAGAAUCAAAUUUGAGUUCAGAAACCGUUGAGCCGGUACAGACAUUGGUGUCUGCUGACCUACCAGCUGUUGAGCAGAAACUCUGUGCAGUUGUCAGAUUAGUUCGGCUCCCACCUUCAGUAUCAAACCAAAAAUCUGUCUCCAUCUCAAGACUGCAAGAAGACCGAGCUUGGCGCCGUUUCAAGAAAAUGUCUGCAAUGCCCACGGACAAAUCAGAUCCCCAGUUACAAAAGACCAAAGCUCGGUUCGGAGAACAGCCGUCUACAUCGUCAAUACAGAAUGAGGUCAGCUCCAAAAAACUUCCAGAUGCCAACAAGACAGAGACUGGUACCAAAAGCGCCAAGAGACCGCGGUUAAAGAGUCGCAGAAGGCAUGUUAAAAACAAAACACAAACUGAAAGUAAAAGUAAAAUUUUGAAAAUGUGCAAAGCCGAAGUGUGGUACCCUCCUACACUACCGCCUAAUGAAGUGCCCAUCGUAGACAAAAUACCUGAACCGCGCCUGAAGGUAGAGUUCAGAAAUCCAGUUAUACCGCCCCAUCCAAUCCCUACUAUAUCACCCUUUCAGCCAUUGGCUGUAAUUGGAAGGCAUCUAUUGAGAAAUCAGUGUGGCGAAUGUGGUCGUGUUUUUGAGAACAGCACUGCUUUGGAGAGUCACGUCAGUCUUCAUAACAUUUACCGACCAUUUACAUGCAAGCUCUGUGGGAAAUAUUUCCCAGACUCCAAGACUUUCAAACGCCACGACCGCGUGCAUCGAAACGGUAGGAUUCAUUUGUGCCCACUGUGUGGAAAAGGAUUUGUCUACCGGUACUCUGUCACAAAACACAUCCAGAUGGUUCACAGAAAACUGAAACCUUUUGUAUGUCAGAUAUGCAACAAAGAAUUCCACAAUAAACUGGACGUGGAAGGCCACAUACGCAGCCACACUGGGGAGAGGCCCUACAAGUGCGACCUAUGUGAUCGACGAUUCAUAAGGAGAAUAGAACUUAAUUUGCACUUAAGGUGGCACAAAGGAGAAAAGAGGCAUUGGUGUUCCUACUGUGGGAAAGGAUUUUUAGAUGGCAACAAUCUAAAAAGACAUUUAUUAACUCACACGGGGGAGAAACCGCACGCCUGCCCACACUGUCACAAGAGAUUCAAACAGACCGGCCAUGUGAAAAAGCACGUUUUAACUGUACAUAGAGAUUUAACUUUAGGAAAUUAGGAAAUUAGCUUUCAACCUGAAACAUUGGUGAUCUGCACAGUAGAAGAUUAAAAAUGCAAGGUGUGUGUUUACAAAAAAAAAUCAUGUAUAAAAUAAAGUGCAUGUUUUUAAAGUUUAUUGGCAUCAGUUUAGAUUAUUGUAGAAAUGUAUUUUGUGCUGUUGGUUUAAAAAUCUCAUUUUGUGUCUCAGAUGGACGUUUUGGACACACCUGGUGUCGCUUUUAUGUGUAAACAUUUGGCUUUCCACAUUCUUGUGGACGUCAAAGCAGCUAGAUCAGGGUAUCCGCGGGUCCUUAAAAAGUCUUAAAACGUCUUAAAUUUGCUUUUCCAAAUUUAAGGCCUUAAAAAUCCUUAAAAAUGACAAAUAAUCCUUAAAUACAGUUUCCAAAGGUCUUAGAUUACCAAAGACCCAAUAAACAAAAUCGUUUAGUUUCUAUUAAAUUUUGUGAAUUUCUAGUUGGUAUUCAGCAUUUUUUGUGUGUGAUGUUGGCGUAAGCAGAACCGUACACAUUCAGUUGGUUGUGAAAGGGGACUAUUUUUAGAUGAGCACAUUAGCUGGUUAAGCUAGUGAGAGCUUGCGCCAUGGGGACGUGCAAGUUUGAUGGUAACUGGAUGGUUAAUCCCACUUUUGCACGGUUCCAGGCAAUAGCUAGAAAUUAUAGCUUAAAUUUAAUUUAAAAAGUAGCUUAAAUUUGGUCAAAGUGGCCUUAAAAAAGGUCUUAAAAAGUCUUAAAAAGUCUUAAAUUUGGCUCCCUUAAACCUGCAGAUACCCUGUAGAUGCAACUUGUCUAACCAGGCCUUUGACUCUUGAUCUUCUAUUAUGCCAGGAAGGGUCAAAGGUUAAUUUGUUAUAGUGUUUAUAAGUAAUGGAAUACUUUUGACAUAGGAUUAAAGGAACUUGAUUAGGAAUGAUUACAAAAUUGAUCUAGUUGUAUGCAAAUGUAAGUUAUGAUUAUUUAUUUGUUUAUGAAAUGCAUCUAUGUGCUAACGUUAUUAGUUAUUUCUUGUUGCACCAUGAAUGGUAGAGCUAUUAUCCAUGUUUUAUCACUAAAGUAUUUGAGGCGCCUCUGAUGGGAGUUGAACGACACACAUUUUUUUUGGAAAUGAACAUCUAAAUAAUAUAAUUUUUAUAGUGCUGUGUAAAGAAUUUCAGUGUUUGUCCUUUUAAUUUGCAUUUUAUUCAUUAAUUGUUUUACGUUUGUUCUUUGCUUUAGCGGGUUAUUGUUUUACGGCUGUUUUAAUUUUACUCAGUGAUGUGUCUGAUGCUCAAAUUUAGGUUCAAAACUAAACAUUCUUGAAGCGAAUUUAUUUAUAUUGUAAAUUAUGCUGAAUCCUAUUUGAGACGAUGGAAAAUAAAUGAGACAUUUCCAAAAGUACAA